GGGGUUGACUGGGGAUAAUUUAGUUACGACUGUUAAAGGAUAAUUUCCCGUUACGACUUGUGAUGCAAUAAGCUACUUAUAUUGCGAUUAGUGUGAUUACCCUCUACUGUAAUGGAUGAGUGAGGGACAAUAUUCAACUUAGACUCGUCGAUCGGCAACCUUUAUAUUUUGCUAUGAACAGUCUACUGCUUCACAUAAAAUCACCCGAGUUUUUUUUUCUUUUUGCACUGUAAUAUUCAAUCUUUACCCGAAACAAAACCUUCUGGCAGGUUGCCAAAUCCCGCCAUUUAACCUGUGCAGUUCAGUCCAAAUAAGGCUACAAAUAAACCUUUUGGUCACACUGUCUGCAUAUAUGAUAAAUAGCUUUAUGCCAUAUUGUUUUCUUCUUUCCGGUGCAGGAAAGACGUAAGAUACCUAAAAUUUUAUCCUAAAAACAACGGGUCAUAUUAAUGCCAUGCGCGUAAAAUUGAAUUCAUCAUAUUCAUUCGUACAGUGCUAAACAUUAUAUGGUCAAAUAAUUAUUUUUGAAUUAUUUUCUGCCUCGGUUUUGCAUCAUGAAUUAAAGACUUUAUGUCGUGACAUUUUCCUUACGAUGUUCACGCUUGAUCAUGCGCAGUGCGGUCGUGACGUCCCGCACUAAAUUUAGGAGAAGACGUAUUUGUACCCGGCUCGAGUGUUUCCUCACAAAUUGCUGACCUAGACAGUAAACGUUCUGUCAAUCAUCAGUGUAAGAGGGUAUAAAAAGCUGCAGUUAACAACGUGUUCAGAAUUUUGGAGAGGGUAUUCGCGAGCAGUUAGUUUUGUUUUUUCAUUGUUAGCCGUUGCUACUUCUUCAUCGCAGGAAACAGCCGCCUUUGCUUUCGUACACAAAACAAGCAAGCUCACUUCGAUUUGAUUUUCCGGUAUUAAUUUGCCAUGGAUGGCACGAUAGGAAAAUAUCGCCCAAGAAGCGAAUCUCCGGUUAAUUCUGUGGAAGGGCAAAAUCUAAAUGAUUUUGAGGUGAAGAUCGCCCCCGAAGAAACGAAUGGUGCACCUUUUGCAAACGGCAAACAACAUGUGGGCGCCGGGGAAGAUGCACAUGAAAACGUCGAUGAAAGUGGUGACAAAGGUAAAAAUGGAAAGAAAAAGAAAGAGAAAGAAGAGAAACCACCAGCUGUGCCUUUUUUCAAACUGUUUCGUUUCAGUGACAAGUUGGAUGUUCUGCUCAUGGUUUUGGGAACUAUAUCAGCAUUUGGUCAUGGUGCAGCUGUCCCUCUCCAGUUUAUCAUCUUUGGAGACCUUAUCGACAGUUUCAUUAAUCAUGGAAAAGCUCAGGCGCUAGCAUCUCAAAAUGAAACGUCAUCUGUUCCAGAUGCAGGUCCAGAUCUUAAUGAUCAGAUGCAAGACUUUGCACUGUACUAUGUUUACCUGGCCAUUGGAAACUUGGUUGUUGCCUAUGGCCAAAUGGCGAUGUGGACACUUACUGCUACACGCCAAGUGAGACAAAUGCGUUUGGCUUUCUUUAGAUCUGUCUUAAAACAGGACAUUGGCUGGUUUGACACAACUGAUCCAGGAGAGCUCAACAGUCGACUCACUGCAGAUCUUGACAAAGUAAAUGAUGGCAUUGGUCAAAAAAUUGGAAUGUUCCUCAUGUCCCUCACAUUAGUUUUAGUUGGAUUUAUCAUGGGUUUUGUGUAUGGAUGGAAGCUCACCCUUGUUAUCAUUGCUAUAAGCCCACUGAUAGCUAUAGCAGGUGGAAUAAUGGGAAAGUUGUUGUCUUCAAUUACAACCAAAGAACUUGAUGCCUACGCCAAAGCUGGGAGCAUAGCAGAAGAAGUGCUAUCGUCAAUAAGAACUGUGGCUGCAUUUGGAGGAGAGAAGAAAGAAAUUGAGAGAUAUUCAUCACAUCUGGGAGAUGCUCAGGCCUUUGGCAUCAAGAAAGGUGUAAUGUCAGGACUUGGUAUGGGCUUCUUCCAGUUAAUCAUGUUUGGCAGCUAUGCUUUGGCCUUUUGGUAGGUUUAUUGUUGUAUAAUCCAGCAAAUAUUAUUAAUANGAUUGAUAUCGAUUGUGUUUUUUUCAGUUAUGUUCGGUGCCAUGCAGCUGGGUCAGGCUGGUCCCAACUUUGCAGACAUAGCAACAGCCCAAGGGGCAGCAUAUCAAGUGUUCCUUGUGAUUGACAGGGUUCCUCCAAUUGACUCAAGUUCUACCGAGGGUGAAGUGCUUGAUGAUAGUUCAUUUAAAGGAAAUGUCAGCUUCAGCAACAUUGAGUUCUUUUAUCCAUCAAGACCAGACAUUAAGAUUUUGAAUGGUUUGAGCUUGAGUAUUGACAGUGGCUUGACUGUUGCCUUAGUGGGUGAGAGUGGCUGUGGGAAGAGUACAGUUGUCAAACUACUACAGCGAUUUUAUGAUCCCAAUAAUGGCCAGGUGCUUGUUGAUGGCCGUGACAUUCGUAGUCUGAACUUGAAGUGGUUGCGUGAACACAUCGGUGUUGUGAGUCAAGAGCCCGUUCUUUUUGCCACUACAAUAGCAGAGAAUAUCCGGUAUGGAAAAGAUGGUGUGACACAGGAGGACAUUGAAAAGGCAACAAAAGAGGCAAAUGCUCAUGAUUUUAUCAUGAGACUUCCUCAAGGCUAUGAUACUCUUGUUGGUGAACGUGGGACUCAGCUCAGUGGAGGACAGAAGCAGCGGAUUGCCAUUGCGCGAGCUCUUGUGAAAGAUCCCAGGAUACUGUUGCUGGAUGAAGCAACUUCAGCACUGGACAGUGAAAGUGAAUCAAUUGUACAGGCUGCUUUGGAUAAAGCUCGCCAGGGUCGCACCACCAUUGUGAUUGCUCAUCGUUUGUCGACAGUCCAGAAUGCUGAUGUUAUUGCAGCUGUGCAGGAUGGUGUGGUGGUUGAGAAAGGAACUCACGAUGAACUUAUGCAGACUGAUGGCGUCUAUCACCAGCUGGUUACACUACAGACUUUUGAAGAGGAAGAAGAUUUGGAGAUUGAUGAUGACAAUGAUGAGACAGAGGACGUUGAGGAGAAAGAGUCCGCAGCAGCAGUGAACUUUAUGCGAAGUAUGUCACACAUGUCAAGUGACAGUGAACAUGAAGGUACAGAGUUUGAAAGGAAGCUGUCCACCAGAGCAUCUCGCAGAUUAUCAGCCAAAAGAAGGGGGAGUUCCUUUACAGAAAGGCCCAAAUCUGGCAAAUCUGGCAAGACUGCUGAGGACAAGAAAGACAAGGACGACAAGGAGCAGAUUGUAGAGGAAGAAGUUCAACCUGCCUCUGUGUUCCGCAUCAUAAAGAUGAACCUGUCUGAAUGGCCGUACUUGACCAUCGGAAGUAUUGCUGGUGCCAUAAAUGGACUAUUUCCGUUUGCUUUUGCCUUGGUUCUGUCAGAAAUUCUUGCAGUGUUCGCUGGGACUGAUAAAGAUGAGAUGAAAAAGGAAUCUGAAUUCUGGUCAAUUAUGUUUCUUGUUAUCGGUGUUGUGAGUUUUGUGGCAAAUAUUAUCCAGAGUUCAGCAUUUGCCAAGUCUGGUGAACUUUUGACCUUGCGGCUGAGGAAAGUUGCAUUUCAUAGUAUCUUAAGACAGGAUAUGGGAUACUUUGAUGAUCCACUUCACAGCACUGGAGCACUGACUACAGCACUUGGAACACACGCCUCAGCUGUGCAAGGGGCUGCAGGCACUCGUCUUGGCACAAUUGCAAUGUCUUUGAGUACAGUCAUUGCUUGCACCGUGUAUGCCUUCAUUAAUGGCUGGAAACUGUCGCUCGUGGUUCUUGCUUUCAUCCCAUUGCUAGUAAUUGCCAGUACAAUUCAGAUGAGAGUGUUCGCAGGAGGCAAGGUUUCUGCUCAUGGUGAAGAUGAGCUUGUCCAGGCGGGCAAGAUUGCAGUUGAAACAAUAGAGAAUAUCCGAACUGUGGCAUCCCUGGGAAGAGAAAACACUUUCUAUAACGCCUACUCCCAGGCUAUAAAGAAACCAUAUAAAAAAGCCUUGACACAGGCUCACUUGCAGGGAGCUUCAUUUGGUUUAUCUGAGGCAUUCAUGUUCUUCGCCAACGCUGCAGCCUUUAGAUAUGGAGGAUAUCUUGUGGAGGAGGGAGAAAUGACCAUGGAGGAAGUUUUUAAGGUUGUGCUGUCUAUUAUGAUGGGAGGGUUUGUCCUUGGUCAAGUCAGCGCUCUCUCGCCAGACUACGAGAAGGCCAAGAUCGCUGCUGCUCGUCUCUUUAAAAUCUUUGACCGUAAAUCUGCAAUUGACAGUUCCUCUGAAGAUGGUUUACGACCGGCUUCUGUGACAGGAACAGUGCAGUUACGCAGUGUUCGUUUCCGCUAUCCAACACGCCCAAACGUCAAGGUUUUACGUGGAGUCACUCUCACUGUCCAGAAAGGACAGAAACUUGCUCUUGUUGGCUCAAGCGGCUGCGGUAAAAGUACAGUGGUUUCUCUCUUGGAGAGAUUUUAUGAUGCCGAGGACGGAGAAGUGGUAAGUAGACUAAGUAGAUACCAGGAGAAUGAAUAUUCUUGUCGAAGAACGAUCCGAACAGUACAGUAAUCGUUGAGUUGAAAUCUAGUUUGUUAAUAAAACCAAAUGUAUUGUUUGUUGUUUACUUUCCUUUUGAUCAGGAAAUCUCAUUUUACUACUCGGACUUGUUUACAGGAAUACAAUUGAUGUACUAGCAAAUUCUCAGAUCUGACAUUGAAAAAUGUUGGGCCUUUAGUUAGGAGAAUAAAGAAUUAGUCUUAGCUUGCGGACCGUAACGAUAGCUGGUUCUUCUUCUUAUAGGGUCCGGAUUUCUAAAGCGUU
This is a messenger RNA of Orbicella faveolata, 4770 nucleotides long. RefSeq names its product ATP-dependent translocase ABCB1-like. The record is from RefSeq and is a predicted model, not a curated record. Lineage: Eukaryota; Metazoa; Cnidaria; Anthozoa; Scleractinia; Merulinidae. Gene Ontology annotation, molecular function: ATP hydrolysis activity; ABC-type oligopeptide transporter activity; ATP binding. Gene Ontology annotation, biological process: oligopeptide export from mitochondrion. Gene Ontology annotation, cellular component: mitochondrial inner membrane.